Molecule: messenger RNA, 1803 nt
Organism: Colletotrichum higginsianum IMI 349063
Lineage: Eukaryota; Fungi; Ascomycota; Sordariomycetes; Glomerellales; Glomerellaceae
Product: Multicopper oxidase
Exons: 7
Coding region: 1-1803 (600 amino acids)
Molecular function (GO): oxidoreductase activity; copper ion binding
Source: RefSeq, a predicted model, not a curated record
AUGAAGUCAACGCUUUCCAAGAGCGUGCUCUUUUUCCUCUACGGUCUCGCCGUGGCAGCACCUUCCAACUCUGGCCCAGCCAAGAGGCAAGACCAGCAGCAGCCAUCGGACCCCAACCCGUCCGACCAGGGUCCCAAGUCGUGCAACACGCCUGACAACAGACAAUGCUGGGUCGACGGAUUCGACAUCAAGACGGCCUACGAGGAAAAUAUCCCGGAAACCGGUGUGACCAGAGAGUAUGACCUGGUGCUUACUGAGCACACGACAUUCAAGGCUGGAGAUGGCAUGGAUAAGAACAGCGCCAUGCUGAUCAAUGGCGGCUUCCCGGGCCCGAAUAUCAAGGCAAACUGGGGCGACAAGAUCAAAGUCAGAGUCGUGAACAAUCUCAGAACAAAUGGCACGUCGAUUCACUGGCACGGCGUGAGGAUGCUGAACAACAACAUCAAUGACGGUGUCAACGGCAUCACAGAGUGCCCCAUCCCGCCGGGCUCAAGCAAGACGUACGAGUGGCGUGCUGAGCAAUACGGCUCGUCAUGGUACCACUCUCACUUCUCGGACCAGUACGCCAACGGUAUUGCCGGCACCAUCCAGAUCGAUGGCCCGACAUCCAAGAACUACGACGAGGACCUAGGCGUCUUUUCCCUCUCUGACUGGUACUACAAGUCGGCCGAUGAGAUCCGCUCGACCUUCACGGCCCCGGCCGCCGUCCCGGCCAGCGACAACAUCCUCUUCAACGGCACCAACGUCAACAAGAACGGGGGCGGGACGCACUCGCGCGUGACUCUCAAGAAGGGCAAGGUGCACAAGAUCCGGCUCAUCAACAUGUCGGUCGACAACACCUUCUCCGUCUCGCUCGUUAACCACAAGAUGACGGUGACGGGCACUGAUUUCGUGCCCGUCAAGCCGUUCGAGACCGACUCGCUGUAUCUCUCGGUCGGCCAACGCUACGACGUGCUCAUCGACGCCAACCAGGACGCCGGCAAGGCAUACUGGUUCAACGUCUCGUUCCCCUCGAACCGUCUCUGCGGCACCUCGAACAUGAACAAGCCGGCCGCCAUCUUCCAGUACGAGGGGUCGUCGGCCAGCCUCGUUCCCAAGGAGGCCGGCAGUGCCGUCACGGACGCGCAGUGCCAGGACAAGACGGACUACGAGCCCAUCUUCAGCGUCGACGUCGACUCGACGGCGUUUUCGAAGACGCAGGACAACUCGCUCGACGUGACGGUCGACACGAGCCGGACGGCAAACCAGCAGCGCGUUUACUGGAAGGUCAACGGCCAGGACAUGGACAUCGACUGGGACGAGCCAACGCUGUCCUACCUGGCCAAGAACAGCACCGACUACCCGAACCAGUACAACGUCUUUGAGGUGCCCAACAACAACGAUUGGGCAUUCUGGGUCGUCGAGAAUCUCUUCCCUGCUCCCCAUCCCAUGCAUCUCCACGGCCACGACUUUUACGUCCUCGGCCACUCGGAGCCCGCCUCCAGCGGACGCGGCGACGGCGUCCGCUUCAACCCGCAGACCGACACCACCAAGCUCAACUUCAAGAACCCGACGAGGCGCGAUGUCACGACGCUGCCGGGGCGCGGCUGGCUCGUCGUCGCCUUCAAGACGGACAACCCGGGCGCCUGGCUCUUCCACUGCCACAUCGCGUGGCAUCUCAGCCAGGGCCUCAGCGUCCAGUUCCUCGAGCGCGCCAAGGACAUCCCCAACACGGUCAAGAUCCAGGACAUUGACGACAUGUGCCAGCAGUGGGACUCGUACUCCAAGAAGGCCCCCUUCAAGCAGACCGACUCCGGUCUUUAA